Molecule: messenger RNA, 1639 nt
Organism: Hypoxylon trugodes
Lineage: Eukaryota; Fungi; Ascomycota; Sordariomycetes; Xylariales; Hypoxylaceae
Exons: 1
Coding region: 596-1417 (273 amino acids)
Molecular function (GO): metal ion binding
Source: RefSeq, a predicted model, not a curated record
AACAAUUUGACAAGCCGACGACCGCCUAUAGAAGAGGGCACGACGACAGCAUAAUACCAUACUAUUAUCUAAACAAUCUCUACCCUGAGUAACUCUUUUCCUUUGCUCAAAUCGUAUAUUUUAACUAACAAAACGAACAAUAAGAUUACCUACAUAACAUACGUCGCGGCCCAACUAGUUGAUGAAGACACAUUAUGCUCCUCACCCACCUAGGGCUCAUUGGGUUUAUCCCGUGGAUGAGUCCAAAUGGCGAUCAAGUUCUGGAGCGAACGAUAAACAAUGAUUAGUUCAUGAAUACUUCGUCUGUUUCAAAACGAUGAUUCUGUAUCGAUACUCAAUACCUAGUAUUCGCUGUUCGGCAACUCAUCACCAUGUUUUGCCUACUCCCAGAGGUGUAUAAAGCCCGAGCCAGCCCUCAAGAAGUCGUUUAUCAUCAUCGUACUCACUCUUUAUCCUAAGCAAGUAUCUAGAGUUCCUAUUAUCAUUCUACGAAAAACUUCAGAUAACCUACCAAGCCUCCUUUUUCGGCUUUAUUUUUCUGAUUCUUAAUCGGCUACUCUACUCAUACUCUAGCUUCAUUGUCAUAUCAAGGGUUAUGGACGCUCAACAAAGAGUCAACGGCCCCGCCAACGGGAACCCCCGCCCGGGCAGCCCAAUGCCGGUAACUGGAGCCCCUCUGCUUCCGGGAGUACCAGAAGGUACUUACACCGGAACUGUUGCCGGCCCACCACCAGGUCUCGUACGAGUCACGCAGCCUAAACAGGUAACCUACCAGGUAUACCACAACGAGCUAAGAGGUCGCAGUCGUUUCCUUAGAAACGAACACGCUCCCUUAUUCGGCGACAUCGCCAAGUUCUUAUCCACAGGGCAUGACAUUUACGGUAAUCGUAUCAUAUUGAACUUGACGUGUGACAUCUGCCGCACCGAACAACUCGAGGUGCCGCCCACGGUAACCCCCUCCCGGCGGCCCGGUGAGCACAAUCGGCUCGAGCAAAUGCUUGUACUACCCUGUGGGCAUUUCUUCGGCUUCACGUGCAUGCAGGCAUGGAUCGCUGCCUGUAAGGACAGAAACGCAGUCCCGAACUGUCCUGCAUGUAGGUUCGACCUAUGCUACCCAGAGUGUGAUCACGAUAUCCGCCUUCUACCGUACAUGCCCGACUUACCCCGGGAAAUACAGGUCCCCAUGACAAUCCCAGAGGGCGGAGCUAUCCCGGCGCACUGCGAACACUGCCGCCUCCAGUACGUCGCGAUGCUAUCUCGGACGUUGGCUGACACUUGCUUCCCCGCAGCCCCGGAUGCUGUGUUCAGGAACCCCGACCGGUGUGGGCCGGUGCAGUUUGAGGCUGCAAGCAUGCACUUUCACCAGACUGUUAUGGAUACGUACCUUGAGUCUAAUAGUAGGGUAUUUACAUGGUGAGUGAUCAAUAUGAUUAGGAUCUAAGGUACGUGCCCAGGUGGGCAUUGGAAAUUAGAGCGGAGCCGAGAUCAAUAUCUCUACCAUGAGUUGCAUUUUCAUGCAUUAUAGUUCACUACCUACCUAGGUGGGAGCUAGUUAUCUACUCAAGUUUCCUUUAGGGAUUGCGUCAGAUUAUAUCCAGGUAGGGUAAAAGUUAAGUCUCGGGAAUAGUAUCAAUGAAUA